This is a messenger RNA of Eruca vesicaria subsp. sativa (arugula), 1672 nucleotides long. NCBI's taxonomy places the organism in Eukaryota, Viridiplantae, Streptophyta, Magnoliopsida, Brassicales, Brassicaceae. The record is from the annotation of a GenBank genome assembly.
GUCUUGAUAGAGAUUUCAAACACACGUAUGAUACUCUAAUAAUUCUUUACAAGCCUUCUUUAAGCAUUGAACAAGAGAUAAUAAUCAUACCAUCUAUAAAAUCUCAAUUUCCACCACAACAAUCAUAUAAUAGUCAACCAAAAUGAUCCUACACAUCAUUGAGCUCGCCCGAGUCACCCCCGCACCCGACUCGCCCGAGCCAGCCAACUCGCUCUCAAUACCGUUGACUUUCCUCGAUCUGCCAUGGCUAGUCUUCGACCCACUCAAGCGAGUCACUUUCUACCAACUCAACGAGUCAACUCGUGAUCAUUUCUACUCCUUCAUCCUCCCUAAGCUCAAGCUCUCCCUCUCCCUCGUCCUCCGCAGCUACCUCCCUCUCACGGGCCGCAUCAUCUGGAACCCAAACGAGCCCAAGCCCACCAUCCUCGUCACCCAUAACGACGCCGUUUCCGUCACCGUUGCUGAAAGUGACGCGGAUUUUUAUUUUCUCUCCGGUUACGAACAACGUCCCGUUUCAGAGUUACACAACUUGACUCCCAAGUUACCUGUUUCCGAUGACUCACUAACCGCUUACGCUCUUCAAAUCACGCUGUUCCCUAACAACGGAUUCUCCAUCGGGGUCACCGCAAACCAUGCCGUUUUAGACGGGAAAACGCUAAGCAUGUUCUUCAAAGCUUGGGCCCACGUGUGCAAACAACUCCACGAGGACAACAAAGUCGUCUCCUCUCUACCAGAGACACUAACUCCGUCUCUUGACCGGUCUUUGAUCAAAGACCAAACCGGACUCGAUCAACAGAUGAUCGAGAUGGUGAGAUCAAUGAAAAAGGACAAAACCAACGAGAGUAGAAGCUUAACUCCGAUCCUCUCCAAGGAACCCGAACACGACGUCGUUCUAGCCACGCUCUUGCUAUCUCGCGAUGACGUGGAGAAACUCAGAGAACGAGUCAAGAGCCUCCUCCACGUGUCUACUUUCGUCAUCGCUUAUGCUUACGUCUGGACAUGCCUCGUGAAGGCGCGUGGUGGAAACGGGGAGAGGUUAGUGAGUUUCCUUUUCGUUGGUGAUCUUAGAGAGAGACUUGACCCGCCGCUUCCGGCGACUUACUUCGGAAACUGCUUGUUUCCGGUUGGUGACUAUAACCGGAAGGCGGUGGAAUUCGAGGGAAGGGAUGGUUUGGUUACGGCGGUUGAGAUCAUGAGCGGUUUGGUGAGAGGGUUGAGUUCAAGAAAGGUGGAGACGAUAGCGGAAGAGUUCAAGAUUGGGUUUGAUUCUUUGAGUGUGACUUCGCAGUUCGGUUCGGUAGCCGGGUCGAACCGGUUGGGUGUGUAUGAAUCUGAUUUUGGGUGGGGGAGACCGGUUAAGACUGAUGUUGUUUCCAUUGGAAAAGAGGGAAUCUCCAUGGGGGAGAGACGUGAUGAGUCAGGUGGUGUUGAGAUUGGAGUGUGUCUGAAGAAGACUGACAUGGACAUUGUCUUUACUCUCUUCAACAAUGGUUUAAAAAACUAAACUGUUUUUUUACUUUCUUCAAGAACAAGGUAAAGUUUAAACCAACAAAAAUAAAAUAAGGUAAAGCUUAUUGAGUUUGUUCUUGUUUCUCGUUCUGUUUUUAUAUUUUAAAAUAGUCCAACUUGAAGAGAAAUGAAGGUUUAUUGUAUUUAUUAGUUUAUCCAAAAC